Molecule: messenger RNA, 5247 nt
Organism: Tachysurus vachellii
Lineage: Eukaryota; Metazoa; Chordata; Actinopteri; Siluriformes; Bagridae
Gene: srr
Product: serine racemase
Exons: 9
Coding region: 3355-5088 (577 amino acids)
Biological process (GO): L-serine catabolic process; L-threonine catabolic process
Molecular function (GO): threonine deaminase activity; L-serine ammonia-lyase activity
Source: RefSeq, a predicted model, not a curated record
UGCUCGUUGGUUCCUUGUCAAAUGUCUAAUGUAAACAAGCUUUAAAGUAAACCGAGUGUGAACACAUUUAGGUUAGAAAGUGGGGUUUUAAAAAUACAUUAUUGUUUGAUUAUUAUUGUAAAUGCCACUGCUGGUUAAUGGGGUUCUGGUAAGGAGAUUUUCCCCAAAUUCUAGCAAAGGUAAGUUUUGUAUAGUAGGUGUUUGGAAAGCAGUGCAUUCCUUUGCACUAGUGGACAAGCUGUAUAUGAAAGUUAAAAUGUGUGUUUUAUUUAUAUAUAAACGUGGCUUUUAAAAGCAAUUGAACUCAAAACGUGUAUAUUAAUAGAUCUAACUCUAGUCUGACUGGUAAAGUAACUUUAAACAACUCCAGAUGUCUUAUUUCUCAGAUCAGGUUUGUGCAUUGGAUUGGAUUGGAUUUGGUCUUUAGAUCACUAAAAAAUUACCUAAAGUACUCAAGCAGAGUGAAAAGAAAGAAAGAAUUAUUUACUAAUCUGAUAAAUAAUGCUCACUAAAAAUAUAUUAUUCAUUAUAAUUAUAAAUAAUAACAGGAAUUAAUCUCUGUGCUCAAAGCAGAAUACAAGAACGUCUCAUCUUAUCGUGUCUCCUGUUUUGAUCAUGCUUUGAGCUUAAAGGUGUAACUGUAGACUUAGAAGAUUAUUAUGAACAUGCAUCUUUAUUAUAUGAAAUCAGGUUUAUUAGUGUACAUGUGACCUCAACAUCUGCACAUUUUAUUUCAGUUUAAGUGGGUGUUAAAAUCAGUACAUGUUGAGAAAUAUAUAAAAAAAAAAACCUAGCAGAGUUUUUUAGGGUAAAUGUUCAGUUUUGUUGACAGUUUUGUUUUUGUGAUGUCAUCAAGAAGUGUUGCAGUAUUUAUGGCAAAAGGCUUUGGCAGAGGAAACAUGAUAGCAGCAAUAAAAGCUGCUCUAGUUGCUUUUGAAUACUAUGCAGUUAAAGAGAAAAAUUGUGCAUCAUAAAUACACCAACACUUAAAGCCAACAUCUAACAUGGGACGUCAAUGUGAUUAAUUAUUUUAUGCACUAUUUUAUUUUGCCUGUGAAACUAUUUUGGACCCUGGUGAGUUUUUCAGAGCAAUAAUCAUUUUUAGAGCAAGAGGUUUACAGCCAGUUUGUUAUUUACAUAAUGUAUAUCUAUCUCCUGAGCUAUAGUGAAGUGAGUUUACUAUGAAAGAUGCAUUUGUGGUUACAUUUACUCUCUCUUGGUGAAACCUGACCUGUAAAUUUGCAAGCCUCUUUGUUUUGGGUCAAUAGAAAACUGCAGCCAUAAAAUAUUGUAUAAAUAAUAAUAAUAAUAAUAAUAAUAAUAAUAAUAAUGUCAUGAAAUGAUUUAAUGUAAAUUAGACAUUCAUUAUUCAUAUUUGUUAAAGUUAUUGUUAUUUUUACUGUCUACUACAGUUUAUUGGGCAUGAAAUGAAAAAGAAUAUGUUACUUUUGCCUUUAAAUAGUGGGUAUUUACAUCUAAACUAGAUGAACGGUGGAUGUAUUACAGCAACUGCAUUUCAUGUUUUGAGGUGUGGAAAAAUGAACUAUUGGGUACUUUUCAAAAACUUUGUCAUUGUGUGUUUAUGUACACAUGCAUCAGCCUCAUGUGAGGUAGAUCCUCAGGAUCGACUCUGUCUCACUUGAUCUAGGAGCUAAGAUCUCAUUCUACUUUGCUUGAUUGGUCCAACAGGUCCAAUCUACCAAUCCUGAUAAAACCCCAGCCUCAGCCACACUCUUAAAACCUAAAUCAGAAGAGUGUAAAAGUUGGAAUGUCCAAUUUCCUCCACAUGUGCGUGUGCAUGGCCCAUAGCUACUUUGACAAAUUGUGCUGGCUAGACAACUGGGUCAGAGCAUCUCUGAAACUGUAGGAUUUUAAGGGGUGUUCCGGGUAUGCAGUGGUUAUUACGUACAAAAAGUGGUCCAAGGAAGGACAACCAGUGAACCAACAACAGGGUCCUGGGCACCCAAGGUUCAGUGAUGUGCGAGGGGAAUGAAAGUUUAUUUUGACAUGUACCACCUUCUUCAACAUUGCUGCAGAUCAAGUCCACACCUUCACAGCAACGGUAUUCCCUAAUGGCAGUGGUCUCUUUCAACAGGAUCAUGGUGUCUGCCACACUGCAAAAAUGUUCAGGAUUGGUUCGAUCAGAGUGUUAAUUUGCCCAGAACUCAGUUUGAUUGAGUAUCUGUGGGAUUUGCUGGACAAACAAGAUCCAUGGAGGUCCCACUUCACAAUUUACAGGACGUAACAGAUCUGCUGCUAAUGUCUUGGUGUCAGAUUCCAGAGCACAGCUUUAGAGGCAUUGUAGAGUACAGACAGAGAGACAGACAGACAGACAGAUAGAGCUAUUGAUAUAAUUGAGAGAUAUAAAUAUAGAUAUAAAGAUACGUAUACAGUAUAAGGUAUAUAGGAGAUAUAUAGGAUAGAUUAGGGUACAUGGAACAAAAGAUUUUGCAGUUCCAUCUUUCACACUACAUGGAUUCCAGAGAUGCGUUCUUGCUCUUUCAGCCUCAAGAGAAAGAGAAAAGAAGAGGCUUUAAGCCGAGGUAAGCUGACUGGCUCACUCCAUAACUUGUAGCUUUACAAUCUUUUAACAUUAGUUAUUUAACUAAGUGUUUUGGGAAGUAAUUCCAGUUACUAGCUUUUUUGGAUUGUUUGUAAGUUUGAUCAGGAUUCACUUUGAGCUCCACUCACCUUUACUGGAGGUGCAGGCUCUCUUUAAAACAUGUAAUGUUAGGGAUCAUUCCAGGAUUUGCAGGUUAUCAAGAUAAUUUGGUGGUUCAAAUAUAAUUAUUAGAAGAAAUCAAAGAUCAGGUAACCUAGUGACAUACAAGAACCCUGCUGAAAGGCAGGUAUAAUGUAUUUAAGCCUAUAUACACCUCCAGUGUUAAGCAAGCAUGAAAGGUGAUGAGCGAUUAGUCACUUGGUGUGUGUGUGUUUUGUUUGUGUGGUUUGUGUGUGUUUGCGUGUGUGUGUUUGUGUGUGUGUAUGUUUGUGUGUGUUUGUGCUUGUGCGUGUUUGUGUGUGUCUGUGUGUUUGUGUGUGUGUGCAGUCUUAAUGCUACAAGUUUCUUUGUCAUUAUGGGCUAAAAACAAAAUGCAGUGCGUUUAUAUUUAUUUAUUUGUGUUAUUUAUUUAUUUUUAAACCUGUCUAGUUCUAUUUGUAAGAGAAAUUAAAAUGCAUUUCUUGAUGCAACAUGAUUAUUACAUGUUGCAUUUCUUACCCUGUGUCUGUUGCAACCAAUUCACACUAAGUUUUAUGCCCCGUUUUUUUUUUUUUGUUUGUUUUGUUUAGUUUUUUUCCUCCAGUACUUGACUUCAUUUCAAUGUAAUACCAGGACUAUAAUCGACAUCUCCAAUGCCACCAUCUAAUGAGCUUCAUGUCACUAUUUGCCCAAAAGGGAAACGCCCUAAGCCUAUUUGUAUUGGCUCAGGCAAGUAUAAAUGCCAGUUCUGCAGCAGGAUGGGGGAGUAUGCUGCACUUGUAGCUCACAUACAAACUCAUGAGAAAACAGCGAUUGAAUUUCAAGAGAAAAAAAUCUACAAAUGCAACCUAGGAUGCAGUAAAAGCAGCCACUACCAUUGUUGCUGCUGCAAGAGGACUAUAAUCUCACGAAAUUACUUUACAGAACAUAUACACAAGUGUGCAUUAUCUUUAAACAUGCAGCUGCAUGCACCGUGUAGUUCUUCACUGGUCCCCAGCACAACAACUGCAUCUUCUAAUGGAUUUACAUCACCGAUCAACACCUCGGUCCCUAUAUGCAGUGACAGUAAUGGCUCGGACCCUCAGUGCAGCGAAGACGGUGCCACAGGGAGCCUGAACGUCCUUGAUAUUAAAGUCAAGUCUCCCAGUCCUCCAUCUUCACCUACUUCUUUGACUGCCCCAGUUCCACCCUUUAACUGUCAGGAUAUUCUUAUGUCUGUGAACCCAAUGCAUAAUAUCUGCACUGGGAGCCUCAAAGUACUGACAUCAAGACCCAAACGAAUCACAUGUUGCUUCUGCAAUUUAAUUCUGAAUAAGAAAAACAUCAAAGUACAUAUUCAAAGACGGCACAUGUCGGAUAAUCCAGACUUACUGCAAACGAACGGAAUAAACCAUACACCUGUUACCUCUGGCAACAUGGAGGACCUGGUAGCAGAAGGUAUUACACUUAAGAUGCUUAAUGACGCUCGGGAGACGGUCAUGAGCAGCCCUUUGGGAGUAAUCAAAACACCCAUGAUCCUCUUGAGCCAGACCACACUGCCGCUCCAGGUGCCCUGUAAUGCUUAUCUGAAGUUGGAGAACAUGCAAAGAACAGGAUCAUUUAAGAUUAGAGGUGUAGCAAAUCAGUUUGCUCGAAGAUCCAGGGGGGACCAUUUUGUCACAAUGUCUGCUGGGAAUUAUGGGAAGUCCUUUGCUUAUGCCUCUAAACACUACGGAACUAAAGGCAAAGUGGUGAUGCCUGAAACGGCUCCUAUCUCCAGAUCUCUUCUAAUACAAAGUUUUGGCAUCGAGGUUGAACGAGUGCCCACCACGUGUCUUUUGGAUGUUGUCCAUCGAUGCGUUCAAGAGGAAAAAAUGACUUUUCUUCAUUCCUACAAUGAUCUGGAUCUCAUAGCAGGACAUGCCAGUCUGGGGUUUGAGAUCCUGGAGAUGCUUCCUAAUCCUGAUGUGGUAGUGGUGUGCUGCGGUGGAGGGGGUUUACUGGCCGGAGUAGCAGCAGUCAUUAAGCUUUCAGGUUGUGAGGAUACAAGAAUUUAUGGAGUGGAACCAGAAGGAGCAUGCACCAUGUACAAAAGCUUCAUUGAGAAAAAACCUGUUGGCAUGGACAGCAAAAGCGUUGCCUCUGGUCUUGCACCACCCUUUGCAGGUGCCCUGCCAUAUGCCAUGUGUCAGAAGUACGUGGAGGAGAUCGUGUUGGUGACUGAUGAUGAAAUCAGGUCUGCCGUUUCUGCUCUCUACAAAGCCGGCCUAGUCGUAGAACCCUCAGGAUCUGCUGCCUUUGCUGCCCUCAUUAACAGCAAAAUACCAGACGUUAUUGGCAAGAAUGUUGUGGUAAUACUGAGUGGAGGAAACGUCGGCAAAGAUGAACUUACCAGCUUUCCAGACUGAUUUAUACACAGCACCUGUCAUAUUUAGCUUGUUGUAUUAUCUGUUGAAAUAUUUUUGGGCUGUGGAUGAAGACCAAACAGAUCAUCAUCCUUAUUUUUCAUAAUGGAAAACACUAAAAUCAAAUAAUUUUGUUGCAUAAUAAAAUAAAUAGUUUUCAUA